Molecule: messenger RNA, 901 nt
Organism: Mytilinidion resinicola
Lineage: Eukaryota; Fungi; Ascomycota; Dothideomycetes; Mytilinidiales; Mytilinidiaceae
Exons: 1
Coding region: 280-753 (157 amino acids)
Source: RefSeq, a predicted model, not a curated record
UUGCGUGAUCGCAAGGAUGACAGGACGUAUGAUAAUCGAAUUCGAGUUAAUGCGACGAGCACUUUCCACGGUGGACAGAUCGCGGCUGAGUGUACACCACGACCGCGCGGUGCUAUAAAGGCUGUCUCGCAGUCGUCCUGAAGGGAGUCCAUAACCAUCAAGCAUCAAUUCGAAUCAACAAUCAGACCUCAGACGAGAUCAACACAACCUGCUAUCAUCGACAUCAUCUAUUGGUCGUCGAUUCAAUCAACCAAAAACUUUCCGACACCAACAUCAGAAAUGACCAACGAACCAAAUGUGCGCAGCCACGCCGGCUGCUGCAUGGGUCACUGUCGUGCCCAGCGCUUUGCAAUGGACUCCCAUUGCGCCGCCGCCUUCGAGAAGGAGAAGGCUACCAUCAAGGCGUACGAAGAUGGCUGGGACAAUUGGGACGGCCCAAUUUGGCCAUGGCGGGAGACAAACAAGCCGCAAGCACAGCAGAAGCUGGAGGACGAGUAUCAGGGAUGCUGCAGCACACCAGAACAAACUACCAUCAAUACCUGUGAGUCUAACAUAAGUACCCAACCUAGUACAAUGACUGAUUUGUCAAUAGCGCUUGCAAACGUACAUCAACUAAAGCCUAGUGCCGACUCCUCAAGACCAUCGAGGCCUGCGAGUUUGGGUGGCUCGGUAUCGUCGUCUUCGUCGUUAUGGAGCUCCAGGACUACGUCUCCAUGUCCUACCUGCGGAAGGGGUGCUACGUCGCAUCUUUAAUCGCAUUGUUGAGCGGAUGAUCAUGGACCUGAAAUGUAACGCAUUUGUUUAGUACAGGAGCGCGGUGGAUUUACGGCGUUCAGGCGUUUGAAGGAGUUUAAAGCAAGAAGCCAUUGCUUGAAUGCGGAUUGUGAUCUCGAGUCAGACU